UACCUGCCACCCCACAAGGAGGAUUAUAGCUAAAACAUAUUAAAAAAGACAAACUUUCAGCGUGUUUUAUCUUAUCAUUUGGUGUCUCAAAGGGAUUGCACCAAGGAAGAUUAAGGUAAUAGGUUUACCUCUACUGUCUGCCCCUCCUGUGGAGAUUCUCGGCUCUAAUGCUUCACAUGGGUUUCUGUUAAAGGAAUUAUGGCCACCUUGUAUACAGUAUUAGCUAUAGCUUGGCUAUUCUAUAAAGUAACUCCUGCCUCGACAUCUUGUUUACCCGGCUGCUCUUGCACAAAUGAUAACUUGGGAAGAUCCUUACUUUGUAUGGAAACAGCCAUGGGACGAAUCCCAGACAACGUCCCAAAUUAUUUCAGUAAAAUUCGAAUAGAAAAUUCCCACCUGACCGAAUUACCGAGCGGCUCCUUCUCUAAAGUCACUGCCUUGGCGUCUCUAUGGUUGAAUUUCAACGACAUCACCCUAAUGAACAUCAAGAGUCUGGAGGGGCUGACGAAUCUAACGGAACUGCGGCUCCAGGGAAACAAGCUGCGUUCAGUCCCAUGGACAGCGUUCCAGGACACGCCGAACCUGAACAUUUUGGACCUGAAACUCAAUCGACUAGACGUGCUCCCGGAAUCCGCCCUGAGACAACUACCGGGCCUGACCUAUUUAGACUUAUCCUUCAAUCAGCUUACUGUCAUAUCCAGGGAUGUCUUCCUCAACUGGCCUCUCCUCAACACUGAGGAGAGAAAAGGACGUAAAGAGGCCAGCAGUGGAGAGGCCAACGUUGUUUUAGCGCUGCACGACAACCCUUGGCUGUGUGACUGUCGCCUCAAAGGUUUCGUUGAGUUUAUCAAAACCAUUAGUCCACCUCUAAUUCUGAUGAACUCGUACCUGACGUGCACGGGCCCCAGUUCCAGGGCGGGGAAGUUCUUCCACGAAGUCGGUUUGAAAACAUGCAUGAAGCCCGAGGCCUCAGCCACAGAAACCAACAUGACUGUGUCACUGGGGGACAAGGUAACCCUCCAGUGCUUAGUCCAAGCCAGGCCUGACCCCGCCAUCCACUGGUCAUACAACCUGAAGAUUAUAAAGGGAUUUACUGUGGCAGAGACCCGUGUGGACGAUGAGACCAUCAGAUCUCAGCUGGUCAUCCCAUCCAUGCACCUGGAAGACCGAGGCGUCUACACCUGCUUCGCCAACAACUUUAUCGGCAACUUCUCCGUCAGUUUCCUGAUCAACAUCAAGUCUUUCAACGCCUCCUCCUCCUCCUCGGGCGGUGCAGCCAUGUCUCGUCCCCCGUUCCCCCUGGCCUCGGCCGACGAGAACGUCUACAUUGACAUCCGCAUCUCCAAGCAGACGGUCUACGGCAUCACUCUGGAGUGGUACGCUGCGACAGACAACCCUACAGAGACCUGGUUCACCAUCCACUUGGGGAAAUACCACUCUGACAAAAAGGAGUUGACAUACAUCGGGCCGGGCAUCAACACCUAUGAGGUCAACGACCUCCUACCGGUUAGUAAAUACGAGGUGUGUGUGACACUGAAGAACCAGACACCCCGCGCCGGUCAGUGCAUCGUGUUCUUAACAGGAAGUGACAUCAGCCAGCUGGAACAACGGGAGAAGUUCAUCCAUAUUAUUGUGAUCAUGUGUGCCAUGGUGCUGGCGGUGCCCGUAGGGAUGUACGCCUGCACCACCGACACGAGAUGUAAGUUCAGCUACCUGGACCGCUGUACGGAGCAGUGUAAGAGGAGGAGGAGGCAGGAGAAGACACUGAGGACCAAUGGGGAGAGACAGGGGACCUUCGACAGCCUCCAGGCCGCCAGCGAUGAAGGACUCUGUCGUGACUCUGAAGAGUUGAUGAUGAAGAGGAGGUCCUCCCAGGAUAAAAACAACCACAAGGGCAGAGUACAAGAUCCACAAGAGACAAACAUUGGAGCAAAGCUUUAUUAGCUCUAGGUUUAACGGUAAAAAAUGAAAUGUACUAAGAUACCUAUUGGUAGAAAUGAAGAGCAGUGUUCUGUGAAGUGAAGCUUCAGGAAACACAUUUUUUUUAACCUUUAUUUAACUAGGCAAGUCAGUUAAGAACAAAUUCUUAUUUUCAAUGACAGUCUAGGAACAGUGGGUUAACAGCCUGUUCAGGGGCAGAAUGACAGAUUUUUACCUUGUCAGCUCGGGGGUUUGAACUUGCAACCUUCCGGUUACUAGUCCAACGCUCUUAACCACUAGGCUACCCUGCCGCCCCAAUCUGUAAAGCUACAAGUUAUGAAGACUGAAAUGCCUUUCUUCCAUGACUGUAGGGAAGUAUUUUAUUGUUUUUAUCAAAAUACCCUGUCUCUAAGUAAUCAAAUGUUCUUGUUUUUUCAACUUUAUAUGCUGUAUUUUUGGGAUAUGGUGUUUUUCUUAGCUUCAUUGUUCUUCUCUGUUUUAAAAGAAAUAACCAAUCUGGCAAGAAAUCACUAAUGUUGCUUCUAUACAUGUAAUAUCGUUGAAACAUUUCCUUGUCUUCAGAAUGUCAUGAACUGUAUUCUGCUCAUUGAAAAUAAUUAUUUCAGAGCCACACCAGGUUCAGUCAAAUAUACAAUAACCAUGCCUUUGCACUACGAUCUUUGUAAUGAAUGAGGCUUCUUUGCUAUUGUU
Molecule: messenger RNA, 2631 nt
Organism: Oncorhynchus gorbuscha (pink salmon)
Lineage: Eukaryota; Metazoa; Chordata; Actinopteri; Salmoniformes; Salmonidae
Product: leucine-rich repeat, immunoglobulin-like domain and transmembrane domain-containing protein 2
Exons: 3
Coding region: 199-1944 (581 amino acids)
Molecular function (GO): protein binding
Source: RefSeq, a predicted model, not a curated record